AGCAUUGUAAAAUAUUGUACUGUUCGAACGCGCUCAUGUAUUGGACCUGUUAGGCUAGCUCUCAGUCUUAAAUCGUUUACUUCAGGCAUACUUUUUCCUAUUUCUAAAACAACAAAAUGAUAAGUAUAUUGGAAAUGAUUAUUGAAAACAUAUGACUUGGUGUGAGAGGUUAUGUUUAUAUGACAAAAAAAAAUUAAAUAUAGGAAAUAAAGAUGCUGUAAAUCCAUGAUUGAACAAAAUAAAACAAUUUUUUUGGAAUAAAGAUAAUAAAUUGAUAUCAUGGCACCUUGCAUUGAGCUUAUAAAAGUGUUUGAUAAAUUUAUGCUCAAUAGAGUUGACAAAACAUGGGUACAAACAGUUUGGGAUAACGAGUUUAUUAUUUUCGAAAAAAUUGACGAUGAAUAUUUAUCAUGUCUUCAAUCCAAUGGCAUAGGCUUAUUGUUACGAGAUACAAGUAAAAUAAUUAAACACUGGGUGGCUAAAAAUAACAAUUUUGAGGCUACAAAUAUCAAUGCAUCUUGGCAGACACUCCGAAGUUGGAAUGUCGAUCCACACUGUUUGCUACCAGUUCUUGGAUAUCUUAUAAAAAUUGGGCAGGAUCAAGAAGCAAAUGAGGACUAUCGACAAAUUUGUCUAAGAUCAACAAGUCUUUAUUUGACUCUCUUAUCUGUAUCUGGUAGUUCAGUUUAUCAAAUAUUUCAUGAAAAUCUAUAUCAAAAAGCUCUUGAUACCCUUGAAUUUUCUACAUAUGUUUUACCAUCAGAUAAAAAAAUGUAUUUGAAUUUUGAAAAUUUAUGUUUGAGUGAAAAAGAGUUCAAUAAAAUAUCACAGUGCCAAAAAACAACACUUAUUAAAGGGUUAAAUGCCGUUAUUUAUGAAUUAAUACUCUUGUUAAAAUCAUCAUCUUGGAGUUUUCGAGGGUAUAAAAGGUCUUUAGAAUCAACUGUUAAUACAUUGAUUCAAAUAACAAGGCUUGGAACAGAAAAUAAUCCAACAUCAUCACCUUCAUCUGGAUCAUUGAGUACUUUAAUUCAAAAUGCUUAUGCAGCUCUUCAAUUACUUUGUCAAGAAUGUCACGGACUUACUGAAACUACUAUAAAACUCAUUAUUAAAAGUAUGAUGCAAAAUUUUUUAGUCAGCUCUGGAAACUUGUCGGUAAAGUUAACAGGUCUUGUGAGAAAUACUUCAGUAGAAUUUUUAAAGAGUUUACUUGAAGAUUACAAAAAAAAAGCAGAGACUGGUAUCUUAUUAUUAAUUCAAGGUCUUAUAAUGAAUUGUCCAGAAAGAUUAGAAUUAAGACAAAAACAAGCAAUAAUUAUUGGAAAACUAAUAAAUAUUGGAAAAAAACGAACAAACUUAAUGAAAAAGAUUAUUGAUGAUUUAAUACUCUUUUCUCAUCAAAAUAAAGUAUCUCAUCGUGUUUUUGCCCAAGAAAUAAUCGGACGUUAUUUAUUAGAUCUAGUCAACACUCCUGAUGAAGAUACAUCAAUAGAUAAUAGAAACUUGAUAAUGCAGCAGAAAAUAAGUAAAACUCUUUUGGCAACAGUACUUAGCCGUACAACUGAUAUAUCUUGUAUGGUAAGAGGUCGUGCUCUUUCUACAAUAAAAGAAUACACUGAUCAACCGUCUAAUUUAUUUCUCGAAACACUAUUUACGUCAACAGAUGAUGAACACUAUCAAGCUAUACCAGUUCUUGAAGAUCUUCGAGAAUCAAUUAGCUCAGACAUAAAAAUUUUACCUGAAAAAAAUUUUUUAAUAUCAAUGUUGAAAAUUCGAGCUGAAGAUGAACGAGCUAUAAUACGUCGCAGUGCAAUACUAAUACUUGAAAAUGUAGUUGCGAUAAAUUCAGAUAUAUUAGAAACAGCUAUCCAUAUUGUCAGUAAACAUUGUCAAGAUCCAGCUAUGACGGUUCGCCGAUCUGCAAUUCAAGUAUUAACAUCGUUUUUGAAAAAAUAUCCAGACUAUCCAAACUUUUAUGGACUUUGGAUAAAGUCAGUUAUUCCACAAGUAUUUGAUAUAGAAAUCAGUGUUCAAGAAAAAGUUCUAGAAAUUUUUGAAAAUCUAAUAAUUCAUAGAAUUUUAUUGAGUUCAGCAUCAAACAAUGACAGUGAUAGCAUAUCAUGGAAAAUUAUAAAUAAAUUAAACACAAUGAAAAUGAGAAAACAUUUGACAAAAAUUUGUGAAGCUUGGACACGUACUGGUGCUCUCACAAAUGAUUUUAUUAUCAAAGUUCAAUCAAAAAUUGAAUCUGAACACAAGCAAGCUGCCUGGAUUCUUUUAUCUUCAAUUUCUAAAGUAAUUCAAGUGCCUAACAUGGACAAAUAUUUUCUUAAUUGUCAAGAUUUUCUUUUAGGUAAAAAAUUUUUAGAUUAUCUAUCAUUAGAGGUACUCAGAUCAUCAUUGUCAAACUUGAAGAAUAGUAUCAUUAAAAAAAUUAAAACUGAAUUUUAUGAGAGUCUUAAAGAUUUUAAAGUCCAUCCAAGAAUUGUGAGUAUUACUUUGGAUAUUCUUUAUUCAUCAUAUCACGAGUGUAUAGAAGACCAAGCAAAUAUUCGGUCAGUAAUGGAAGAACUUAUCUCAAGGUCUAGGAAUAUUAUUAAACACAUGAUAAAAGACAAUUCAAAGUUUAAUAACGUUAAGUUAUAUAUAAAAGCAGUUAGUACUCUUGGGCAUGCAUCAUUCCUUUGCAAAAAUAAAAUUGAACUCUCAACUCUGAGAGUUUUUCAGGGAAUUAUAAUAGACAGUGAAAGUAUGCCUGAUUUAAUAAAAAAUCAAGCAGAUCUCCAAGCAGCAAUAGUCGUAGUCUUGGGACAACAAGCAAUGCGAGAUCAAUCAAUUGCUCAUGAGAUGAUGCCAAUUUUUCGCCAGUUACUUUGCACUCAUAAUAUGAACUCAAAAGUUGGUGCAGCUGUUCGUGUAAACGCAGCAAAAGCUCUUGUUGAUGUUUGUACAAGGUUCACAUCAGUGGUUGAACCAUUUCUUCCCGAUAUGUGUAUUACUAUGAAAGAUAGUGAGCGAACAGUACGAGAAGCUAUUGUUAUUUUAUUGAUUGAGCUUUUGGUUGAAGAUUUUGUUAAAGUCAAGGGACCUUUCUUUUUUCAUAUUUUAACAAUGCUAACUGAUGAAGAUAAAACAAUCAAAGAUAUGACAAUUUUUCUUGUUAGAGAACGUCUUUUAAUGAAAAAUAAAAACCUUAUGGCAACUCAAUUCUUUGGAGCAAUUUUUCAUUAUAAUGGAGUGAUACUCGAAAAUAAAUUUUAUAGAAGAAAAAUGAAAAAAAAUGAAAAACUAAUGUUGACGUUACCUGGAAGUGAAAAUUUCGAAAAACGAAAAACUAUAUAUAAAUUUCUAUUAGAUAAUUUAGAACUAAUUGGAUGGCUCAAGUUACUCGAGAAAGUUAACACAGUUUUUGAAAGUAUAUUAUUUGGAGAUACAUUAAAUUUAACAACUAACAACUUUAAAUGUCUUGUAAAAGAUAUUCUUUGGAUUGUUUCAAGUGGUUUGAUUCAGAUAAAUAGUUUAUGUAUUCGAAGAAAUUCGUUUGGAGAAGAUGAUACUUUAACGAAUAAUAUGGGAAUAAUCGGAGAUAAAAUUGAAAAACAUAAGACUAUGGUGUUAUUGCCGACAUUGGUUAAAUUAAGUAAAAAAAUCAGCCUACUUUCAGACGAAUUAGAUGCUGAAAUUGUGAAUACUUUAGUCGAGAUUACUGGAACUAUUAAAAGAGAUCAGUUAGUAAUGAUCUAUGAAAAAUUUCCCGAAAUAAAAGAAAAAAUGCAGAGAAAUUUAUCGAGCCAAAACCUUAAUAUCGAUGAAGAUUUUGAAAACAGCAUUUGUCCUCCGAUCAGUAAAUCAACGCCUACAAAGUCAUUAGAGUCUCGUCAGGUGCUCAACUCUAAUCGACAAACUAAAAUCGUCUUGCGACGAGUAUCUGGUUUGUAAAGGAAUUCAUUCACCCAUAGAAUUAUCUAAUAUCGAGUUUUUUUUUGUAAUUUUGUUACAGUUUUUGUCAAUAAAUAAAUUUCAAUAAACCACAA
Aphidius gifuensis is the source of this 4034-nucleotide messenger RNA. RefSeq names its product condensin-2 complex subunit D3-like. Gene Ontology annotation, biological process: meiotic chromosome condensation; mitotic chromosome condensation. Bases 280 to 3939 code for a protein of 1219 amino acids. The transcript is spliced from 2 exons. The record is from RefSeq and is a predicted model, not a curated record. Gene Ontology annotation, molecular function: histone binding. NCBI's taxonomy places the organism in Eukaryota, Metazoa, Arthropoda, Insecta, Hymenoptera, Braconidae. Gene Ontology annotation, cellular component: condensed chromosome, centromeric region.